AUGAUUCAUGUGCUGUUUCGUGGAUCGCUGCCACAGCGAGGCAUUUCUUCAGGUGUAUCAGAUUAAAAAACGGUCUUUGGCCGGCAACGUGGCCAUCGGCUUCUUCGUCGUGGCCUUCGUCCUCAUAGCGGUAGCUUUUUCCACCCCCAGCUGGCUGGUGUCCGACUAUCGUAUCACCGGAGCCAAGCUGGACCGCCUCGGAUUAUGGACGCACUGCUUCCGCUCCCUUUCCGAUCCUUACAGCUAUGACAGGGCCCACCACAGGUUUUUCGUGGGCUGCCGCUGGAUCUACGACCCUUUCACCACCGGCUACGACGAGAUCAGGGGCUUCCUGGUGCCCGACUUCAUGGUCGCCACGCAGUUCUUCUUCACCCUGUGCUUCAUCUCGGUGCUGCUCGGCGCCGUGCUCACUCUCAUCUACUUCCUGUGCUGCGGGCCAGAUCAGAAGCAGCACAUCACCCUCAUCACGCUGAACGCUUGGCUGCUGCUGGCCGGAGGGAUAAGCGGAGCCAUCGCCGUCAUAGUGUUCGCCGUGCUCGGCAACAAGAACGGCUGGAUGCCCGGCCACGAAAACAACUUUUUCGGGUGGUCCUUCGCGCUGGCCUGCAUCGGGGUGCUGGCCAGCCUCGUGGCCGCCACGCUGUUCUUCGUCGACGCGUACGUGCAAAGGAGGAAGAAGAAGCGGAUGACGGAGUCGCAGAGUCGGUUCGAAAUGGAGCCCGAGCAGCACAAGGGGUGGUGA
Molecule: messenger RNA, 742 nt
Organism: Phaedon cochleariae (mustard beetle)
Lineage: Eukaryota; Metazoa; Arthropoda; Insecta; Coleoptera; Chrysomelidae
Source: the annotation of a GenBank genome assembly